Molecule: messenger RNA, 3631 nt
Organism: Frieseomelitta varia
Lineage: Eukaryota; Metazoa; Arthropoda; Insecta; Hymenoptera; Apidae
Product: zinc finger protein 423
Exons: 2
Coding region: 136-3525 (1129 amino acids)
Source: RefSeq, a predicted model, not a curated record
AUGGCCGUGGACAAUGUGGGGGAUACUUUCUCAUAUCAAGUAUGGCCGCCAUCGUGGCACGAUGGCCAAAACAAUAAGCGACGAGAGUGAUCGAUAAGGUGGUGCGGGAUCGGGACGCUGUCACGUCCUGGAAAGAUGUCCUCAACGAUGGCGCAUGAGACGACGAUAUCGGAGUUGACGGAAUUGGACAGCGACGGAUCGAGUUGCGGUGAACGCGACGCGAGGAAACGUCUUCGUUUCGACGUGGAUUCGACCGGGCCGAAGAAGAGGCGAAAACAAACGACGCCCGUGAGAUUCUCCUCGACGUUGGUGCCCGGCGCGCACGAGGAAUCGAACGAGGACGAGGACGAGGACGAGGACAGCGAAGGUAAGCUGUCGUCGCAAUCACCCGUGCCGUGUCAAUCGUCGAUAAGGGACGAGAACCUGACUAACGAAUUCCGUUGCAAAUACUGUAGUCAGUUUUUCGACAGUAAAGAAACGCUGAACGUUCACCUCGACAAUGAGCACGGCUCCGCGAGUCAGAGUCGAAAUAGGUCUCCGAAUGCCGCGGUCAAACAAGAAUCGUCUCAGCAGCUGGACCAAUCCGAGAAUCCCGUUAAUUUGCUUAGCGUGAAGGACUUCGCGAUAAAUUGGCUAGCCAGCGGGCAACACGUGCAAUCGCACAACGCACAAAUGCAGACGCAGAACGAGGAAUCCUGGAUGCUCGGAUCGGUCAAUCAAAUCCCACCGUUGCCCAACCACUUGCAAAUCCUUUCUGGCUUUCCUAGCGCGUUGGCGCAAUAUUUACCCGUGCCCGCGUUCCCGUUAACAGAUUCCGGUUCGAUGGUGAAACCGUCGUUAGGACCAACGCCGGUCAGGAUCUUUAAUCCGGAAGCGUACUGUGAUCUGUGCAAUAAAGAAUUCUGCAACAAGUAUUUCCUCAAGACGCACAAAGCGAACAAGCACGGCAUCUACGCCGAUUCGCCGGGACCUAGCACCAUGGACAAUAGCAUUCCAGGGCCAUUGUUCCCUACCAACUAUUCUAGUAACGUGAUUAAGCUCGAACUACCCCCUACGCCACCUACGCCGACCGUCGCGUGCGAUCUCUGUCAGAAGCGUUUCAAGAACGAGGAAUCGAUGCGCAAACACAAGCAAAAGAUGCACACCGAGCUGCUGGAUCAGUCGCAGGAGUCGCAGUCCAUCAAUUUGUCGCAAAACGAGGAGGACAGGGACACCCCGAGGGACAGCCUCGGUGGUAUGGAGACGUUGUUUAAACAAGAGUACGGGAUAGAGCAGGAGGACGCGACGUUCGUACCAGCGCCCAGGCAUCUAUCGCCUCAAUCGAUUCAGCAGGCACGGGACUCGGGUUUCAGCGCCGAUCGGCUUCGUCGUUUGGGCGUUAUUAAUCCGGAGGCGUUCUGCGAGAUAUGCUGCAAAGAGUAUUGCAACAAGUACUUCCUGCGUACGCACAAAAUGAAGAGGCACGGCAUCGUCGUUCAUGACAACGAGAGAUCGCCCAGUAAUCAAGGAACGGCGCCCAGCUGGCAUCAAGUGCAGACCAGCCCGUUGAAUCUGAUCGUGACGGAGUCGAAUUCUGGUAGCACGGAGUCGAACGAACGAGCAGCCGGCGACGACUACGAGUGCAAAUCGUGCGGGAUACGUUUCCAGACGAUUGGCCUGUAUCAAGCACACUGUCGGAAGAUGCACGAGAGCGAGGAGCAGCAGUCGCCCAGGCCAGACUGCGAGUUGGACGCGGCCGAUCAACGAAACGACUCGAUCUCGGAGGAUCUUCAGAAAUUGCAGACGAUGCUGUUGCAGUUGAACGGGCUUAAGUCUAGCAAGGGGUUAUCGUGCAACGUGUGCGGAAAAGAAUCCGAGACCAGAGCUGCGUUGCAUAUUCAUAUGAUAACGGAGCACGGAGCUAGCCAAGAAGAUUCAACGUCCUCGCCGCAAGAAAAAUCACCGUUAACCACAACCGUCGCGUUCUGCGCCCUCUGCGGCAAGGAUUACGCGAGCCAAGACGCUCUCAGGAAGCACAUCGCCGACGAACAUCAACCACCGAUUUCGAACACCACUCUUCCUCACACCCCUACGGCGACAACGACCAAUACGAAUUCGACCAGCCAAACUCCGACGGAGAGGAAAGUCACGUCGAUGACGCCCACGUCCAGCUACUGCGAGAUAUGCAACAAGGAGUUGUGCAAUAAGUACUUCAUGAAGACGCACAUGCAAAGAAUGCACGGCAUCGAGAUCGAGAACGGAGCCCAGAUCGGAGGUGUGAUAUGCAACAUUUGCAACAAGGAGCUGUGCAGCAAGUACUUUCUGCGCGUUCACAAGCACAACACUCACGGCAUAGUCGAUGAAAAUACUGCCAGUUCGGUGAAACAGGAGGCCCACGAAACAACGAGCGCGGACGAUGCUGCUUUGAAACCGGAACAGCUCGGUGAUCUGAGCCACAGAUACUUCACUCACUUUACAGAGGUUUGUCCGAUCUGUAGCAGGAGGUUCCGUAGUGUAAAGUGGCUAAAGGCACACCUGAUGGGUGAUCAUGGGAAAACAGGUGUCGACAAGUGGCGCGAAAUGGAGCAACAGUAUCAAACGAUGCCGAAAUCAGGGAACAGAGCAGUAAACAUAACAUCGAAGAGUGCUCAACAGAGCUCGAACCUGAAGAUACCGAAUGGAUUUGAAAUGUCGCAACAACUCAAGUCCACCGACUACACUGGCUUGGGUAAUCAAGUUCUGUCGAAUUUACUGGGGUCGUCUACCGAAGAUCAGCAGCUGAAAAGCUAUCGUUGCUCCUAUUGCAAUUUCACGACUACCGUGCUGCCAUUCCUCUUUCUUCACGAAAGGUCUCACGUGAUUUCGCACGACAACAUGGAAGGAGACAAAUCGCUGCAGUGCCCGGUCUGCUCGCAAGCUUUUCAUCAGCCGGAGAUGUUGCAUCAGCAUCUACUCGCGUCGCACCAGUUCCCCACUUUGCUGCCACAUUUUCAACCCCCUGUGUUUAACAAUUUAAGCCUGGACGCGGAGAAGUUGAACGAAGCCAAAGAGAAACUCGACGUGGAGGCAAAGGAGGAUCGCACCGAGAACAAUUCGCAGGCCAUUGCCAGUCAACAUAUUCCCCCCGAUCCGACGGGAAACAAACGACAGGACGAAACGGCGGUGCAAGUCACGCCUCACGGUGUGUAUAAAUGCGCGCAGUGCGGCUACGCGACGACCAACUUGAACAGGAUCAAAAAGCACGUGAGGAAAGACCACAGAACGAUCAGCGAUCCUACCGAUAGCGUGCUCGCCGAGCUCAGCAGAACUCUGAAAGACGUUGCCAAUAAGCACAAGGUGCCAGCUUGCUACGCGACGCCGCAGGACAUGAAUUCGAAUCCUGACAAGACGAUCAUGCAGCCGUUUCUAAUCGAGGAACAGGACACGAUGCAAGCUGGAGAGGAGUCCAGCUCGGAGAGGCGAUUCGCGCCGGCUUUGGUCUAUUUGCCGGUUAAGUCGAGAAUCAACAACGCGUUCACCGCGUCCUUCACCCUCAGUCCUGCUUGAAACUCUUCCUUCUUUGCAUCACUACUCCUACGGAUAUUAUACGACUCGUUUCUACGUCUGCGAUUUGAGCACGUGUUAUAAGUUCCUAUGUAAAGUGUAAGGGAAU